Messenger RNA from Thamnophis sirtalis, 745 nucleotides. NCBI's taxonomy places the organism in Eukaryota, Metazoa, Chordata, Lepidosauria, Squamata, Natricidae. The record is from RefSeq and is a predicted model, not a curated record.
AUGCUGGAACAAGCAUUACAGAGAUAUGGGAAUGAUAGCAAACACUGUGGAAUUGAAAUGUUAGCAUCCAAAACUGCAUUGAUGAAAAUAAAUGUUAUAAGGAUGUUGAAGAAUAGUAAUGCUGCAACUGUAGACGAUGGGACAGGCAAAGGAUAUGGAUGUGAUUUCACUAUGGUGUGGCUUUCCAAUGUAUAUGUGAAGAGUGCAUCCGUGCCUUACCAUUGGAAGAAUGGCAUUAUUGUUCCCCUAGCCAAUCUGAGCCGCGCGCAGCGGAUCCCGCAGGCUCCAUUCAAGAAUCUCAAGUAUUCAAGAUGGACGGAGCGGAAUGCGGAGAGAGAGAGUGAGUCGCGGGAGCUGUUUAGUGCCCGCCACUUUCUUGCCCGGGCAAAGCGGGGGGAAAACCGCCAAAGUUUUAACCUCCACCGCGGGGCCAUUGCGAGAGACGAGGAGAAGCCAGAGAGCUGCCGAAAGGAAACUUGUUAUUUCCCAAAUUCUGUUGCUUCAUAUCUGGUGAUAAGGUUCAACAUCAUUGAUAAGGUGAACGACCUGUCAAUGAAAAACAAGGACAUCCUGUUGCAUCAGUUCCCAAACACUAGGUUGAAUUCCCGAACAGUCUUCUUGAAACAUAAAACUGGAUACUCCUGCUGGAUGAAGACUAAAGAGAAUGAUUUGAUUAAUGUGCACCGUGCAGCAGCCCAGUAUUCUAUAGAAGCUCGUACUAAAAAAAGUACAUUGAUAAAAUAAA